AUGCUUUCGAGUCAGUGGAAAUUUAAACAUUCGGAUGUUAUUUUAAGCUUGAACUCGGUUUUAAAUAAUUGACGAACGCGAUUUUCACAGUACUUCGUAUUCAGUAGCCGGUAAAAGAUGGAAAUUCGCGAGUGUUGAUCAUUUACGAUAUGCCGUUUAUACCGUAUUCGCCAAAUCCUUUCGAUAAUCGGCCACCAUCAACAAUGUUCGCGCCGCCAUUCAACUUCCACCAUAGGGCUGCCGAACUGAGAAAACGAUUUCAAAAUUCUCAGUCUUCAAAUUACAGUUUUGCGAGCGGCGAUAACAUCAAUCCUUUCGGAAAUUAUCACUUCAUCAGUCGAAUUUUCCCUCAACGAAAUGAUCUUGUAUCACAGGGUUCUAUACAUCCAGGAUUUUCUAUUUUUAAACUUGGAGAAAAAGGAUCCGGAUUCAGACAAAGAGCCGGAGAGGCGCAGGAUUUUUACAAAUUGAGAGAUGAAUUGGUUGAACGUCAAGAAUUAUUUGAAGAUCCGGAUUUUAAAGCUGUUAGCGCAUCAUUGUAUUACAGUCAACAAUCCCCGAGAUCGUUCGAAUGGCUUCGUCCUAUGGAAAUCAACGACGAUCCCGAAUUUAUCGUCGAAGGAGCAUCCAGAUUCGAUAUUAUGCAAGGCGAACUUGGUGAUUGCUGGCUUCUGGCUGCAGUUGCUAAUUUGACUCUGAAUGAACAAUUAUUCAGUCAAGUAGUUCCUUAUGAUCAAGGUUUUAAAGAUAAAUACGCUGGAAUCUUCCAUUUCAGGUUUUGGCAAUAUGGUCGGUGGGUAGACGUUGUAAUCGACGACAGAUUACCAACCGUAGGCGGAAAACUCGUAUUUAUGCAUUCUUCCCAGCCUAACGAAUUUUGGAGUGCACUCCUCGAAAAAGCGUUCGCAAAAUUACAUGGAUCUUACGAAGCUUUGAAAGGAGGUGGUACUUCCGAAGCUAUGGAAGAUUUUACCGGUGGAGUAGCUGAAAUGUUCGAGCUCAAGGAAGCUCCUCAGAAUCUCUUCACAAUCAUGUUGAAAGCCUAUGAAAGAAUGUCUUUAAUGGCUUGCGCUAUCGAAGCAGAUGCCAACACAUUCGAAGCUCAAACAGCCGAAGGAUUGGUAAAAGGCCACGCAUACAGUAUUACUAAAAUUAAAUACGUUGAUAUAGCUACACCGACUAAAAAAGGAAAAAUACCACUGAUUCGGUUACGAAAUCCGUGGGGAAAUGAAACCGAAUGGAAAGGAGCAUGGAGUGACAAGUCUCCGGAGUGGAAUUUCAUACCUAACGAAGAGAAACAAAUGUUAGGAUUAACUUUUGAACAAGAUGGCGAAUUUUGGAUGGCUUUUCAAGAUUUCGUUAAAAGAUUCGAUAGAUUGGAAGUGUGUCUUAUUAAUCCGGAUACAUUACCCGAUGAAUUGAAAGGCGAAUGUAAUAAACGUUGGGAAAUGAGUGUAUUCGAAGGCGAAUGGACUCGUGGUGUUUCAGCCGGAGGAUGUAGAAAUUACUUAGAAACUUUUCAUUAUAAUCCGCAGUAUCGUAUUACGUUGGAUGAUAUCGACGAAGAAGACGAAGAAAAUAAAUGUACAGUUAUUAUAGCUUUGAUGCAGAAAAAUAGAAGAGCGUUGCGAAAAAUAGGUGCGGAAUGUUUGACCAUUGGAUUUGCGGUCUAUCGUCUGAAUAAUCCGGAUUCUCUUCCAAAACCUUUGAAUAUGGAAUUCUUCCGCACCAACACUUCCGCUGCUCGAUGUCCAUCAUUCGUAAAUUUGAGAGAAGUUACUUGUAGAUUUAAGCUACCACCGGGUGUAUAUUGCAUCGUGCCAUCCACUUUUGAACCGAACCAAGAAGGAGAAUUUAUUUUAAGGAUAUUCUCUGAAAAGAAGAAUCAUAUGGAAGAAAACGACCAACCAGUUGAAAUCGGCGAAAUAGACGAUAGAGUUAAACAACAACAACCUGAUGCGGAAGAAGAAAAACGUUACGAAAGAUUGAAAGAAUUUUUCCGAAAAAUCGCCGGCGAAGAUUUAGAAGUUGAUUGGAUUGAACUUAAACAAAUCUUAGAUUAUGCCAUGAAAAACGAUAUACCCCGUAACAACGAUAACCUGAUUUCAACGUUACUAUCUUACGUCUGUGGUACGGUUUGCCGUGAUACACCGUUAGCUUCUGCUUUUGGAAAUGCACUACAAGGAGGAUUUUCCAAAGAUGUGUGUCGUAGUAUGAUCGCUAUGAUGGAUGUUGAUCGAUCUGGAAAAUUAGGGUUCGAGGAAUUCAAAAAACUAUGGAUUGAUAUUCGAUCUUGGCAGCGAGUAUUCAAAUUGUACGAUAAAGAGAAUACCGGAUUUUUGAGCCCAUUCGAGCUUAGAGAAGCGCUCGCUUCAGCAGGGUACCACUUGAACACCCAUAUCCUCAACGUGCUCGGUCACAGAUAUGCUGGUAAAGAUGGAAAAAUAGCAUUUGACGAUUUCAUGAUGUGCGCUGUACGUCUAAAAUCUAUGAUGGAAAUAUUCCAAGAACGUGCUGCUGGUAAAGAUAUAGCAUCAUUCAAGCUUGAAGAAUGGAUUGAAACAACUUUAUAUUCAUAAUUUUCACUUUUAAAAGUUUUUUCUGCGUGCUUUUGUAUGUGUGUCUUUUUUUUAACUGCUUACGACCAUGUUUUUUUAUUUAUAUUUUUAUUACAUAUUUUAUAUUUUAAUUUUUUUUCUUUUUGCAAAAGUUUAAAUUUAUCGUGAAUCUCGUUCUUUUUUCUAUCGUUAAAUAAAUUUUUGUUUACCUA
Messenger RNA from Planococcus citri (citrus mealybug), 2770 nucleotides. It is a transcript of the gene CalpA, whose product is annotated as calpain-A. NCBI's taxonomy places the organism in Eukaryota, Metazoa, Arthropoda, Insecta, Hemiptera, Pseudococcidae. The transcript has 16 exons. Gene Ontology annotation, molecular function: calcium-dependent cysteine-type endopeptidase activity; calcium ion binding. Gene Ontology annotation, cellular component: cytoplasm. The coding region runs from base 150 to 2579 and encodes 809 amino acids. Gene Ontology annotation, biological process: proteolysis. The record is from RefSeq and is a predicted model, not a curated record.